This is a messenger RNA of Oxyura jamaicensis (ruddy duck), 2749 nucleotides long. It is a transcript of the gene CHRM2, whose product is annotated as cholinergic receptor muscarinic 2. Gene Ontology annotation, biological process: regulation of heart contraction; adenylate cyclase-activating adrenergic receptor signaling pathway. NCBI's taxonomy places the organism in Eukaryota, Metazoa, Chordata, Aves, Anseriformes, Anatidae. The transcript has 2 exons. Bases 185 to 1585 code for a protein of 466 amino acids. Gene Ontology annotation, molecular function: G protein-coupled acetylcholine receptor activity. Gene Ontology annotation, cellular component: plasma membrane. The record is from RefSeq and is a predicted model, not a curated record.
UUUAAAUUAUAUUGGUUCUGUUUAGUUCAGGGCAAAUUGCAUCAGUUUCUCACUGUCUGGAGCACUGAGCCAUUGAUGUAGAGCAUCAAACCUCCUUCACUCGUGAAGACUAUAAGGCAGCAAGGAGAGAUUUUCCCAGGAAAAUGCUUAAGUGAUAAUUGAGUAUCUUGUUAGCAGCACAGAAAUGAAUAAUUCAACGUACAUAAACUCUUCCACUGAAAAUGUGAUGGCUCUGGAGAGCCCCUAUAAAACUGUUGAGGUUGUCUUCAUUGUCCUGGUAGCAGGGUCUCUCAGUUUAGUCACCAUAAUUGGGAACAUCCUGGUCAUGGUGUCAAUCAAAGUCAACAGACACCUGCAGACUGUCAACAACUAUUUCCUGUUCAGCUUGGCCUGCGCAGACUUGAUCAUUGGCAUCUUUUCCAUGAACCUGUAUACACUCUACACUGUGAUAGGCUACUGGCCCUUAGGGCCUGUGGUGUGUGACCUCUGGCUGGCUCUUGACUAUGUGGUCAGCAAUGCCUCUGUAAUGAACCUCCUUAUUAUCAGUUUUGACAGAUACUUUUGUGUCACCAAGCCUCUGACAUAUCCUGUAAAGCGGACCACUAAGAUGGCAGGCAUGAUGAUUGCAGCUGCGUGGGUGCUGUCCUUUAUCCUGUGGGCUCCUGCAAUUCUCUUCUGGCAGUUCAUAGUAGGAGGAAGGACUGUCCCUGACAAGGAUUGCUACAUCCAGUUUUUUUCCAACCCUGCUGUCACUUUUGGCACUGCCAUUGCAGCUUUCUAUUUACCUGUUAUCAUCAUGACUGUUCUUUACUGGCAAAUCUCUCGAGCCAGCAAGAGUCGCAUAAAGAAAGGGAAAAAAGAAGCUGCCCAAAACCAGGAUCCAGUUUCCCCCAGCCUUGUUCAAGGUAAAAUAGUGAAACCAAACAAUAACAACAUCCCAACCAGUGGGGAUGGAUUGGAGCACAACAAAAUUCAGAAUGGAAAAACAACUGGAGAAACUGGGGUGGAGAACUGUGUUCAAGGGGAGGAGAAGGACAGCUCCAAUGACUCCACCUCAGUCAGUGUGGUUGCUUCCAACAUGAAAGAAGAUGAAUCUGCCAAAGAUGUCAGCCAGACUUCUGCCUCCCAAGACCAUCUCAAAGUGGAGAACUCCAAGCUGACAUGCAUCAGGAUAGUCACGACGUCUCAAAAAGGUGACAAUUGUGCUCCCACAAACACCACCGUGGAGAUAGUAGGCACCAACGGAGAGGAAAAACAGAAUAGUGUAGCACGGAAAAUUGUCAAGAUGACAAAGCAGCCUGCCAAAAAGAAACCACCUCCUUCUAGAGAGAAAAAAGUAACAAGGACCAUUCUGGCCAUCCUGCUGGCCUUCAUCAUCACCUGGACCCCAUACAACGUGAUGGUGCUCAUCAACAGUUUCUGCACAUCCUGUAUCCCUGGUACUGUAUGGACCAUAGGUUACUGGCUCUGUUAUAUCAACAGCACCAUCAACCCUGCUUGUUAUGCGCUCUGCAAUGCUACUUUCAAGAAGACGUUUAAGCACCUUCUUAUGUGUCAUUACAAGAAUAUAGGAGCUACAAGGUAAAAAAUAAUAAUAAAAAUAAUAAAAAUAAUAACAGAAAAGGUGAAGAAUUUCUAAAUUAAAUAAUAAAGCAAACAAAUAAACAACAAUGCCAUAGCACUUUACGCUCUACUAUGGAAUGUGCAAUCCAGGAUGUUAGUGGAAAUACUGAGAUGGGGCAUCUGCUCCACUCCUGAGAACUACACUUAAAAUUGUUUGUUUUUUUUCUUUUUUCUUUUUUUAAUUAUUGAUAAUAAAUCUUGAGGACAUGGGGAUGUUUUGAGGAGUUAUUCAAGUACAUGGUCUGAAGGCACAGUUACUUUCUGAGAGUAUUUUGCAGAAGGGCUUUAGAAUCUAUGUGUUUUUUUGUUUUGUUUUGUUUUUUUGUCGUGUGUAAAAUAUCUAUUUUAUUCUGUGUGUUUAAGAGGUCUUCAUACAGGGAAAAGAAAUGAGGUAACUUUUAAAAUAACUAUGUGAAAGAAGCAUAUAGGCUUGGAAGAACUUUACAUAAUCCAAAUCAUAACAAAAGGUUUCCAAAGCUCAAGGUUGUCUAAAGUUUUUGUCUAUGUUAUGUGAGAACCUUAAUGUUAUGUAAAUCAUGCUGAAAGAUAUUUUAUGUUGUUUAUGAUGCUCCCAUUUCCAAAACUGCAUCAUUUCUGAAAGCAUAAUUCUGCUCAACAUGUAACCAUUGCCUAAAAUCUGUAUCAAAGUCUGCUACUUGCCCCCUUCUAGGGGAUUUUGUCCCAUGAUCUCUUCACCAAAAAAAUAAAAGUUAAAAAAGACAUCCUUUCCAGAUUGCUAAAUCCCAGGAUUUUUUCAGCAUCCAUGUAAACCAAAGUUUCUGAGAUUAUUUUGUUCACUUUGUCAUAUGAAAUCUACCCAUGGAUUUGUCUUUCACCUCCAUCAACCUUCCCCUCCCUUUUGUACCUUCUUUAAGUUGCAAAGACUGAAUAUCAAAAGAAGUUGUAAAUUCAAAGGUCUUAUCAAGUCAGCCACGUGUGUGGCCAAAUGAAGGGCCUCAACUGAAGCAUAGAAACAAGCUUAUUACUAGGAAAACAGAGAUUACAUCCUUUAAAGUUGGAUGUAUGGAUGAAGAUGUAUAUUUAGGUGCUACAGAAUGAAUAGUCAAUAUUAGAAGACUAUGCUCUUGACCAGCCAAAAGGUGAUUCUCAUUCACAUACUGCUGAA